AUGACAAGCCAACGGAAAAUCCUUAUUGUCGCCUACUCAGGGCAAGGCCACGUCAACCCAGCCAUCCGGUUCGCCACCCGGUUAAUCAAGAUGGGUGUCGCUGUCACCGUUUGCACCAGUGAAUCCGUCGUACGCCGCAUCGACAAAGAAACCAUCCCUCACGGCCUAACCUUUGCUCCAUUUUCCGACGGCCACGACGGUGGCAAACAACCGACAACCCCCCUGGAACAGUUCGUCUCUGAUUUUGCUACAUACGGUGCUUCUGCAGUCGCAGAAAGCAUCAGCUCCGCCGCAGCUGCUGGUCAACUGUUUAACCACUUGGUCUACACAACCGUCAUCCCCUGGGCGGCGCGUGUUGCUGAUGCCCAUGGUGUCAAAGCGAGUCUUCUCUGGUGUCAACCGGCCGCUGUCUUGGAUAGUUACUACUAUUAUUUCAAUGGAUAUCAAGAACUGAUAUCCAGUAACGGAAACAACCUGACUUUUCCGAUCAACUUUCCUGGAAUGCCACCGUUAACCAUCGGUGAUUUACCGUCGUUCCUUUUAACCACAAACCCAAAGGAACACGAGUUUCUUAUACCACUUAUGAAAGAUCAUGUUGAUGUCCUCAAACUAGGUAAAAGAAUACUUGUUAAUAGUUUUAAUGAGCUAGAAGUCCAAUCCCUCGGAGCAAUCAAGCAAAUUGAGUACCUUCCGAUUGGACCCCUAAUCCCUUCGGAGUUCUUGAACGGAGAAGACUCAUCGGACAAUUCCUUGGGGGAGGAUUUCUUCGACAAAAAAGAGGAUGAGUAUAUCCAAUGGUUAAACACAAAACCCAAAUCGUCUGUCGUGUAUGUUUCAUUUGGAACAAUAGCGAGUUUUUCUAUGGAUCAAAUGGAGGAGAUGGCUAUCGGGUUGCUGGAGAGCCGGCGACCAUUUUUAUGGGUGAUAAGAGAUAGUGAGCAAGCGGGAAGAUUGAGCAAGAUAGAGGAACUGAAAAAACAUGGGAUGAUCGUGGGUUGGUGUUCUCAGGCGGUGGUGUUGAGCCACCAAGCAAUUGGGUGUUUUGUAAUGCAUUGUGGGUGGAAUUCGACGGCGGAGACGUUGGUGGCUGGUGUUCCUGCGGUGGUGUUUCCACAGUGGUCCGAUCAGCCGACCAACGCCAAGUUGCUGGAAGAUGUGUGGAAAACGGGGGUUAGGGUGAGGAGGAGGGAGAGAGAUGGAGUGGUGGAAGGGAAGGAGAUUGAGAGGUGUGUGAAAAUGGUGAUGGGAGAUGAUGAUAUAAAGAAAAAUGCAGUGAAAUGGAGAGAGUUGGCAAGAGAAGCUCUCAACAAUGGCGGAUCAUCCACCAUCAACCUCCUAGCUUUCUUGGACGAGGUUUGA
Lactuca virosa is the source of this 1359-nucleotide messenger RNA. The record is from the annotation of a GenBank genome assembly. Lineage: Eukaryota; Viridiplantae; Streptophyta; Magnoliopsida; Asterales; Asteraceae.